This is a messenger RNA of Dermatophagoides farinae (American house dust mite), 523 nucleotides long. Its product is annotated as endolytic peptidoglycan transglycosylase RlpA. Lineage: Eukaryota; Metazoa; Arthropoda; Arachnida; Sarcoptiformes; Pyroglyphidae. Gene Ontology annotation, molecular function: lyase activity. The record is from RefSeq and is a predicted model, not a curated record.
AUUCCAUCGAUUGUAUUUAAAAGAAGAUCAUCAUAAAUGGUGUUGUCAUUAGAUCAUUUGACUGUGUUCCAAAAUGCAUCGUAUAACAUUAAUUUCGUUUUUAGUUUUGGCUACCACCGUUUCAUUGGCUGUUUCCGAAUCAGGCCUUUGUUCAUGGUACAAUGCCCGAAGAGGAGCCAAAACAGCCAAUGGUGAAGGAUUCGAUCCGAAUGCCAUGACUGCUGCACAUAAAACCUUGCCAUUCAACACUAAAGUUCGUGUGACCAUUGGCAGUCGACAUGCAGUAGUACGAAUCAAUGAUCGUGGUCCAUUUGUUAAAGGAAGAAUUUUGGAUGUAACUCCUAAAGUUGCCGAUAUACUUAAUCUGCGACAAAAAGGUGUUGCCCAAUGUACUGUUGUCAGAGCUUGAACAACAACAACAAAAAUAAAUUGAUCAAAUUUUGCAGAUUUCUUAAUUGAUAACCAAGAUCUUUUUUCUUGUUGAAUGAAAAAAACAAUGAAUAAAUUACAUUGAAAAUAUUAA